Prorocentrum cordatum is the source of this 1812-nucleotide messenger RNA. The record is from the annotation of a GenBank genome assembly. NCBI's taxonomy places the organism in Eukaryota, Dinophyceae, Prorocentrales, Prorocentraceae.
AUGCCGUGCGUCCUGGGCCAGACGACCCGCAACCGCUCCGUGACCACGCAGCCCGCCGGCGGCGGCAGGUCCUGCGCGGCCACGCUGCGCGAGACGGCGACCUGCGCGCGGAGGCCGGUGGACUGCGAGGUGGCCGACUGGACGCCGUGGGCGCUCUGCGACCGCACCUGCGGCGGCGGGCAGACCAACCGCCAACGGCAGGUGCUGCAGUUCCCGGCGAAUGGCGGGAGGCCCUGCCCGGCAGACCUGGUGGAGGUCCGGGGCUGCAACUCGGAGGCGUGCCUGCACAAGAACUGCGAGGUGGGCGACUGGGGCGCGUGGGGCAUGUGCUCGACCAGCUGUGGCGCCGGCCAGCAGAUGCGCAGCCGCGCCGUCCUUGGGCUGCGCGACAGCCAGGGCUACGGGUGCGACGACACCCUGGGCGAGACGCGCGAUUGCCGGGAGAACCCGCCGUGCCAGCGGCAGGACUGCGAGUGGGGCGUGUGGUCCGAGUGGGGCCAGUGCUCCGUCACCUGCGGCGGAGGACAGAGGUCCCGCAACCGCUCUGUCGUGAGCCCACCAAGCGGCGGCGGCAGCACAUGCACAGCCAACGACAGGGAGGAGGUGGGCCCCUGCAACACGAAGGCCUGCACCGACGUGACCAGCUGCAUCGACGGCAGGUGGGCCGACUGGGAGCACUGGGCGCCGUGCUCCGUCUCCUGCGGCGGCGGACAGACGUUCCGAAAGAGGAAAAUCAUGUCGUCUGCUAACUUCUGUGGCGCGGAGCCGACUGGGUCUGAUUCCGAGAUGAAGUUCUGCAACGUGUGGACAGAGUGUCAGAAGAGCUCGGAUUGCAAGAUGACUUCGUGGGGCGAUUGGAGUGCCUGCACAGCACCUUGCAAUGGCGUCAAGCGGCGCACCCGGCGCGUGGAGAGCUACGGGACGGGCAAGGGCCAGGCGUGCGAAGGCGCGUUGGAGAUGAUGGAGCCGUGCAACCCCUCGCCGGACGAGAAGAUGCCAGCCAUCUGCUCCCACGGCGAACCGGUCGAUUGCGAGCUUGAUCAAUGGACUUCUUGGGGUGACUGCAGUGCCAGCUGUGACGGAGGACAGCGCGUCCGUCACAGGGACAUCCUGCAAGACCCGAUGUUUGGAGGAAAAGCCUGCAAUUCUUCGACUUCCCAGAUUGAGGAGUGCGGCCGCAGCUCGUGCAGCGGGGCCAGUCCUGUGGACUGCGAGUUUGGCGACUGGGAGCCGUGGGGCGAGUGCACCAAGUGCGCUGGGCAGCGCAAGCGCUUCCGGAAGAUCGUGACCCACGGGAUGCACGGCGGCCAGAGCUGCGGCGCGUUCGACUCCCAGGAGGUUGGCAAGUGCCCACGUGAUUGCGACGAAAACGUGUUCUGCGUUUGGAAGGAUUGGGACGAGUGGAGCGACUGCACCGCCACCUGCGGCAACAGCAGCAAGAAGCAGCGCCGGCGGUACCUCCACCUCUCGAGCUCCACGAAGAAGGAUGACGAGGCCCCGCUGCCUCCGGCGCAGGACGUGAUGGCGAGGUACAUGGACCUUCAGCGCAGGGCGAAGGUCCUGGAUAGGAACCAUUUCCUUGAGCUGUUCGUUGCGUUCGCAGGUGGUUCCAUAAGUUUGGUGGUUGUGGUCGCUGGCAUCCGCAUCUUCAACACUGCGAGGGGUUCACGAGCCGGUUGGCUACCUACUGGUUUCUGGAAUGGUGACGCGCUUGAGCAAGUUGGGUUGACCCUCAUCGACCCUGGCGUUGCCAGUCGCUCGCGUUCCAUGAACGAGGUGGAACUUCCUCUCGUCGGUGCUGGCUGGAAUUGA